AGAAGAAGAAGAAGAAACAGACGAAGAAGAAGAAACAGAAACAGACGAAGAAGAAGAAGAAGAAACAGACGAAGAAGAACAUUGCUGCUCGUUAGCUAACUAGCUAGCUAGCUAGCUCUUGUCCAUAAACAACGUCUAAACUGCCGGAAUCGUACAAGAAGAAGAAGCUCUCGUCCAUGUUUCUGAGCAGUAAACCGAGGGAUAGAAAAGAAGUCAGUUAUCUGAUUGUAAAGCAGUAACCAUGGCGCUGAAGUCAGGAGAGGAUCGUCUGAAGGAGAUGGAGGCAGAGAUGGCUCUUUUUGAGCAGGAGGUUCUUGGUGGUCCAGUACCAGUAUCUGGGAGCCCAUCAGUUAUGGAGGCAGUGCCUGUAGCUCUGCCUGUUCCAGCGGUUCCACUAGUGCGGCCCAUCAUAGGCACUAACACCUACAGACAGGUCCAGCAGACAUUAGAAGCCAGAGCUGCAAGUUUCGUUGGUCCUCCACCAUCGGCCUUUGUUGGACCAGUCCCUCCAGUACGUCCUCCCAUGAUGAGACCAACCUUUGUCCCCCAUAUCCUGCAGAGACCUGUUGGUCAGAGGAUGCAGAUGAUGCGUGGUCCUCCCAUAGCGCCUCCUCUGCCCCGGCCUCCUCCACCGCCUCCCAUGAUGCUCCCUCCUACCAUGCAGGGCCAGACACCUCAGGGUGCUCCUCAGCCCAUCCAGCACAUGGCUGCUGCUCCUCAGGUCCCUGAUAUGGUCUCCAUGGUGUCAGCCCCACCCACAAGACAAGGAGCCCCGCCCACAAUCAAAGCAACACCGUCAAUCAUCCAGGCAGCACCGACCCUGUACUCUGCUCCUCCUGCCCCUGUUGGACACAAAAGAAAUGAUGUCAGAGCUCAGAGACAAGCAAGAAUGGAGGAGCUGGCAGCUCGGGUUGCAGAGCAGCAGGCAGCAGUGAUGGCAGCAGGUCUACUAGACAAGAAGGAGAGUGAAGACAGCAGCACUGUCAUUGGACCCAGCAUGCCUGAGCCUGAACCCCCUCACACCGAGCCUGUGGAAAGUGCUACAGAGGACAAAAAGAAGGCACGGGUGGAGAAGGUGAAGAAGUGUAUCCGCACCGCAGCAGGGACCAGCUGGGAGGAUGCCAGCCUGUUGGAGUGGGAUUCAGAUGACUUCCGUAUAUUCUGUGGUGACCUGGGUAAUGAGGUCAAUGAUGACAUACUGGCCAGAGCCUUCAGCAGAUACCCAUCGUUCCUCAAAGCCAAGGUGGUGAGAGACAAACGUACAGGGAAGACUAAAGGCUAUGGCUUUGUCAGCUUCAAGGAUCCAAAUGACUACGUGAGAGCCAUGAGGGAGAUGAACGGGAAGUACGUUGGCAGUCGUCCCAUCAAACUGAGGAAGAGCAUGUGGAAGGACCGCAACAUGGAAGUGGUCCGCAAGAAACACAAAGAGAAGAAGAAACUGGGCCUCAGAUAGUGUUAAUGCACUGUGUGUGUUGUUCUGCCCUGUGGACGGACAGGCUGUAAAUUUCAUCUGUCCUAUCAGUUGUAUAAGUGUUGACUAUUUUCCUUAAAUAAAACCAUCAUUUCUUUUUACUGAA
Molecule: messenger RNA, 1577 nt
Organism: Acanthopagrus latus (yellowfin seabream)
Lineage: Eukaryota; Metazoa; Chordata; Actinopteri; Spariformes; Sparidae
Gene: rbm42
Product: RNA binding motif protein 42
Exons: 12
Coding region: 242-1453 (403 amino acids)
Molecular function (GO): mRNA binding
Source: RefSeq, a predicted model, not a curated record